AUGCCCAUCCCUGGCGUGCUCAUGGUUACCACUAGCCUGAAUAGCGUGUAUCUUGCCGUUGCCGGUGGACGCUUUUUGACAGGUCGGAGUGUCUGGCCUUCUGCUUGGUGGUGGUAUCUCUUAUUCCAACAGCGUGCCGCCAAUUACGGAGUUGUGCUCGCCAACGGUACUGUAUGCGAGGCAAAUGCACAGCAUAACUCCGACCUGUACUGGGCCUUGAAGGGCGGUGCUUUCAACUUUGGUAUUGUCACACGCUUCGAUCUGACAACCUUCCAUACAUGUGUUGGGGGGGGUGUAGGUUUCAGCGACCCUGCAGCUCACUCUGAUCCCUCGAUCCUGUACAACGUGACCACUGGGAAGGUAUCGGGGCAUGGUAUCUAUAUGCACAGAGGCGAUGACCCGGCACCUGCUACUCUCAAGAACUUCACCGACAUACUCUCUACAUUCCAAGAUUUCCGUGUUGGAAAGACAAUUUUGGAGUGGGAAAUCGGAGACAGCAUUUUUUGUCCACUGCUCUAG
Molecule: messenger RNA, 519 nt
Organism: Penicillium verrucosum
Lineage: Eukaryota; Fungi; Ascomycota; Eurotiomycetes; Eurotiales; Aspergillaceae
Exons: 3
Coding region: 1-519 (172 amino acids)
Molecular function (GO): flavin adenine dinucleotide binding
Source: RefSeq, a predicted model, not a curated record